Molecule: messenger RNA, 1683 nt
Organism: Sugiyamaella lignohabitans
Lineage: Eukaryota; Fungi; Ascomycota; Dipodascomycetes; Dipodascales; Trichomonascaceae
Exons: 2
Coding region: 1-1683 (560 amino acids)
Biological process (GO): microtubule-based movement; microtubule cytoskeleton organization
Cellular component (GO): cytoplasmic dynein complex; centrosome
Molecular function (GO): dynein heavy chain binding
Source: RefSeq, a predicted model, not a curated record
AUGAAUGAUGGAGCUUCUCAAUUGGAAUCCACUGAACUCUGGUCCUCGCUGUUAAAAUCAGCGGGAGCUGUCUCUGCUACUCCCUCAGCAGCGCUUCUACUAUUAGGGCCGAGAGAACCCUCACAAACUCAAUUUAUAACCAGAAUUCAGAACGAAUCUCAGGAUCCUAAUGCACCCAGAAUAGCUAAUAAAGUGGGUCUGGGGUAUACAUAUGUCGACUUCAAGGAUGAUAAUGAUGAUGAUUUGUCUCACCUCGAUAUUUACACUUUGGAGACUGGUUCAUUGCAGGAUAUUAGUUCUGAUGAGAGUGAAGAAUCUCAAUCAACAAUUACGGAACAAGAAUUCAAUGGUGGUGAUGAGUCAACCGAAUAUGAGUCGCAGCACGAAUCAGGAAUAUCUGGUAACCAAUCUAAACGUUGCAAACAUACUUCAGCCGUUAUAUAUGUGAAGCAGGUACUGUCAAGAGUUGACUCGCUUAAACAGCGAUUGCUAAUAGGUGUUCUUUUUGACUGGAGCGAUGAUUUCCGUCUAUGGGCUGGUCAGCUUCGUGAUUGGAUUGACGUUAUCAAGGAGGCAGCCGCUGAUUUCGACACGCAAUCAACAAUUAAUGAUCUUCAAAUGCGACUUCAAACGUAUUCUCCACCACAGGGUCCUGCUAUUUCUAACACUAAUGUCACAUUAUUUUCAAGUCCUUUUACGAAUAAACCUGCUUCUUCCGAGCCUGGACCUACCUCUGCAGAAUCGACGGCGGGUGACAUGGCUGAAAAGUCUAUAGCCCCUUUUUCGAAUAUCAAGCUACCUCUUGAAAAAGGACAGUACGACAUGCCAUUAGGCUUUGACUUACUAAUAGGGACCAUUAGAUCGGAGAAGCUGUCGUCAGGCACAACACUUUCAACAUCUUCUACCAGUUUUCCGCGAUUUUCAGAAGACACUGUAGAUUAUAUACAGCAAUUUCUACGGACGGUGGCAUUAAAGCAUGGUGGCUCAGUUGUAUACACACCCUAUUCCUUAGAUAUUCCCUUCGAUGGCCUUACCGAUAUACUUUCAGAGCGUCUUCAAAUUCCAAUCUUCUCAAAGGCUCAGAAGUUAGUGGCCCCGACUUUAUGUAGAAGAGCUGUGCCCAAUAUUGUAGAUGUUGAUCGAUUAGUUGUUCCAGCUGGCUGGGAUUCGCGAGGGAAAAUAUUGGCUCUACGGGACGGUUUUGAAAUUGAUGAAAUCAGCGACAAUUGGAUGAAAUUGAAUGCCGAUUCCAGCGUUCAUCACUACGAAGAAAUGGUUGUUUCUGACUCUAAUUCAACUUCCACAAGAAAGGAAGAACCAGUAACUCUAAUAGACUUCCAAGAACUUUUAAGAAGUCGUUAUAUUAUGCAGAAGAAAGAUCCAGGUAAUACUGCCGCUGCAGCAUCCCCCCAAACACCACUAAGAGGCCGUGUAAACGAUAACAAUCCACCGAAGCAAUCAGGAACUAUUGGUGGUAUUCAAUUGGAAAGUGUUGAAGAAAUGGUCAGAAGACUCAAAGUAAGACAAGCAGCGGCCCCAGAUUCGCCCAGUACCCCUGACCGAUCUGGCGAAAGAUCCGAGUCUACCACGCCUAACUCUUCAAAUCAAAACAAAGUUCUCGCAAACUUCUUUCAGCAUCUACUUACCAAGCAUAAUAGCCCUGGGGGCCCUGAUGAUAUAUAA